AUGUCUAUGUUCGGAUUUGGGAAGCCGCAGCCCUCGUCGGCCGAGAAGAUCGCCGCGGCAGAGCAAGAAAUGGACCUCUUCACAGAUAUGUUCAACAAGCUCCAACAAGCAUGCAUGAAGAAAUGCGUACCCAAGGAAUACCGCGAAGGCGAGCUCAACAAAGGCGAAGGUGUGUGCAUCGACCGAUGCUCAUCGAAGUUCUUCGACGUACAAUUGAAGAUAUCAGAAUUAUUGCAGGCAGAAGCGGCGGCGAAAGGGGCUACGGGUGGCGGUUUCGGUAUUGGUGGGAUGUAG
Venustampulla echinocandica is the source of this 294-nucleotide messenger RNA. RefSeq names its product putative mitochondrial import inner membrane translocase subunit TIM10. Gene Ontology annotation, cellular component: mitochondrial inner membrane. The record is from RefSeq and is a predicted model, not a curated record. Gene Ontology annotation, biological process: protein insertion into mitochondrial inner membrane. The coding region runs from base 1 to 294 and encodes 97 amino acids. Lineage: Eukaryota; Fungi; Ascomycota; Leotiomycetes; Helotiales; Pleuroascaceae. The transcript has 2 exons.